UGAUUAGAUAUACUGAUUCCUCCUUUCAAUGGACGUCAUUUAAGCGCAGACUCCUUGCCUUGAGUUGCGUCCUCCAGCUUUCCGAACCAUUCUUUUUUUCCUUAUUAUUAAGUAUUCCUGUGAUAUUAAUAGUCAUGAGUGCGUUCUAUUAGGAGUCCAAGAGAGGAAGACGAAGAAGAAGAAGCGGCUCUUUUUUUGCUAAUAUGAGCUCUUGAAAGCGAGUGGACUGCAGCACUGUGAUAGAGAGAGAGCCAGGAGAGCAAGAGGGAGAAAAGAGGGUUUACCAAGAGAAACUUUUCGACCCAAAAAUCCGCCGAAUAUCUGCAUUUUUUUUAGACCCACAUGAAGGGCAGCUGGGAUCUAACCGUUUAUUUCUGAUGGAUUAUCGUCCUGCUUCUGUGGCACAUAUCUGAUCGCCGGGGUCCAUCGUGAUCUUUCAGGAGCGAAAGAGUCUUUUUCGGGGGGCUACUACAUUUUUUUUGUUUUGCUGGUUAAUUCCCCCCCACCCCACCACCAAAACACGCAAAGUGUUUUUGAACUGAUUAUUCUUUUUCUUUGAGUGGGCAACCAAAAAAUCCUUUUCAAAAUGUUAGUGCACAGUUUUUCCGCGAUGGACCGUCACGACGGCACCAGCAAUGGGACAGCCAGGCUACCUCAGCUGGGCGGCGUGGGCCAGAGUCCCUACACGAGCGCUCCUCCGCUCUCCCACACACCCAACUCGGACUUCCAGCCUCCGUACUUCCCCCCGCCCUACCAGCCCAUCUACCCGCAGUCUCAGGACCCGUACUCGCACGUCAACGACCCGUACUCCCUCAACUCGCUGCACGCCCAGCCGCAGCCGCAGCACCCCGGCUGGCCUGGCCAGAGGCAGAGUCAGGAGAGCGGCCUGCUGCACCAGCACCGCAGCCUGCCGCACCAGCUGUGCCGGGAGUACCGGAGAGAAGUGCUCCUACCGGGCCACGGUCUUGAUUCGGGACUGUCGGACUCUAUCCCCAUCCAUGGAAUACCUCACUCUUUAGACGACGUGCAGUCUGUUGAUGAUCAAGGAAUUCACAUUCCCGACCAGACUGUAAUUAAAAAAGGUCCAGUGUCUUUAUCCAAGAACAACAACCUCUCCUCCAUCCCCGUCAAUAAGGACGGUCUUUUCGGAGGUGUGGUAAACCCCAACGAGGUGUUCUGCUCAGUUCCGGGUCGCCUGUCUCUCCUCAGCUCCACAUCCAAGUACAAGGUCACGGUGGCGGAGGUGCAGAGACGCCUCUCGCCGCCCGAGUGCCUCAACGCCUCUUUGCUGGGCGGUGUGCUGAGGAGGGCCAAGUCUAAGAAUGGAGGAAGAUCCUUAAGGGAGAAGCUGGAUAAAAUCGGCUUGAAUCUACCUGCGGGCAGACGCAAAGCAGCCAACGUCACCUUGCUGACGUCACUAGUCGAAGGAGAAGCGGUACAUCUUGCCAGGGAUUUUGGUUAUGUAUGCGAGACCGAGUUUCCAGCCAAGGCAGUAGCUGAAUAUGUAAACCGUCAGCAUUCCGACCCAAACGAACAAGUCCAAAGAAAAAACAUGCUAUUGGCCACAAAGCAAGUCUGCAAAGAGUUCACAGACCUGCUGUCCCAGGACCGCUCGCCGCUCGGGAACUCUCGGCCGCAGCCGAUCCUCGAACCGGGAAUCCAGAGCUGUUUGACCCACUUCAGUCUAAUCUCACACGGUUUCGGGACCCCGGCGCUGUGCGCGGCGGUCACGGCCCUGCAGAACUAUCUGACCGAGGCUAUCAAAGCCAUGGACAAAAUGUACCUCAACAACAACCCCAACAGUCACUCAGAUAACGGCACUAAAGGCGGAGACAAAGACGAGAAGCACAGAAAGUGAUGUUUCCAUUAUCCCACCUUCUUCUCCACCUGGGGGCCAAACCAAACACCCAGGGGCCCUUCUUCUUCUCCUUCUUCUUCUUCUUCUUCUUCUACACCGACCCACAACCCCCCCCCCCCCCACCCAACCACCCAAUAUAAAUAUUAUAAAUACCUUAUAAAUACUAUUGAUAAAGUUAAACGUGCCACUUCUUCCUGAAUCUUGCGCGGUUUUACAUGUUUUUGUUUCUACAUCCCCACUUUGGAUUCACGGAGACGCAUCUUCUUCUUCCAACAUCCUCCUGAAAACCAUAUGAAAUGUUACUUUAAAAAAAAAAAAGAAAAGAAAAGAAAAAAGCUGCAGAGGAACAGCUCCAGGGGUGAGGAAAAAGGUGUAUUUGCCUCAGCCAGAGGACUUUUUAUGUACUCCCCUUAUUUUUUAUGAGCUGCAACGAAUGGACUGAAAUCCAGCGACCCCUCUAUAUCUCAAUUUUACGAUUGUGACAAAAACCGAAGCUAAAAAGAGGAUGAAUUCUUAUCAGUAUUGUGAAUAAUAAACUUGAAAAACAAAGAGAAAAAUCCACAGAGCUCCAUGUCAUGACUUCAGUUGUAGACUCUCUCACUCUCUCUCUCUCCAAGCGACCAACUUGAACUUUUUGAAUUUCAACACACGAUUCGCGGUUAUAUAAGGGAAUCAGUGUUCAUGUAUGUAUAUAUUUAUUUAUGUGUAAUUUAAUGGGAAUUGUAAAUAUGGUGCGUCUGUUGAAACUUCUUUUUUUAUUUAUCUGGUGCCUCCUGUUUUAGUGGGUUUGAAUAUUCGGUUAGUUCUUUCAUGUGAUUUUAUGGUUCUUAGAAAAACAGAAGUUUGGGGUAUUUUUUAUUUCUCUGGGAUAUUUCAAUUCAGCCCUCUUGUAGCAUGUUGAGGCGACAUUGAAGCAAGUGAACAAAUUGAAUAGAAAUAAAACUUCCAUUUCUCUCUAUAUAUAUCAUCCUUAUUCAGUUCUUUUUUUUUAUUUUGAGACAGAGCAUAGGUGAGACCCUUUUUGUGUUUCUAUUUUCGUUUUUAUACAAGCUUUUAUGUGUUGUGCCAAUCAGAAUCACCUCUUGUUCUCUCCUUGAAGCACCAUAAAAGCAAUAAAUGGAAAUAUUGUCUUUUUUUUAAAUGUUGGAAGACAUUUCAAAAAAACAUUUUUUUGGGACCACCUGAUAUCUUGUUAUGUCCGAUAAUGUCCAAAAUUGGAGGCGGUUUUAGCUGUAUUGUAUAGACAUGUGCUGGCAAUAGUUCCCAUGCCUGUCAAUGUAUUAUAGUCCUUUGUUGCCCAGAAAAAAAAUAAAUAUUUGAUACGCUU
Messenger RNA from Sebastes umbrosus (honeycomb rockfish), 3185 nucleotides. RefSeq names its product transcription factor AP-2 alpha (gene tfap2a). Gene Ontology annotation, molecular function: DNA-binding transcription factor activity, RNA polymerase II-specific; RNA polymerase II transcription regulatory region sequence-specific DNA binding. The transcript has 7 exons. The record is from RefSeq and is a predicted model, not a curated record. Bases 587 to 1858 code for a protein of 423 amino acids. Gene Ontology annotation, cellular component: nucleus. NCBI's taxonomy places the organism in Eukaryota, Metazoa, Chordata, Actinopteri, Perciformes, Sebastidae. Gene Ontology annotation, biological process: anatomical structure development; regulation of cell population proliferation; regulation of transcription by RNA polymerase II.